AUGGCGAGACCUCGAAUUGUCCGAGCUGACACCCUUGAUCUUCAAGAUCACCAUGCCCCAUUUGCGAAAGAUCAUUCGAAAUACCCCAUUGAAACCGAUAGUGGGCUUGCCCCUCAUCAGGAAAACACCCUUCGACAUGCAGAUCAAGAUUCGAGAGCUGAAAUGCUUAACGACCCCGAUACCGACCAGCUGAACGGCAAUCAUUACCACGAGGGGAUGGAUAUUCACGACGGAUUAGAGGGAAUAGACGAUGGCUUAGGCCAUCAUAAUCGCGGCGCGGGCUCAGAAGAAGGCGAUCUUGCCGAUGAAGAAAGUGAUGACAUGUUGGAUGAUGACCUGAUGGACAAAAUAUCGAGUUCACCAUCAAUUGAUGAUGAGGAUAUCGAUUUCGAAUUCGUGUAUGCGCUUCAUAAUUUCGUCGCCACGGUUGAUGGACAAGCCAAUGCAGCAAAGGGAGACACAAUGGUGCUUCUCGACGAUAGCAACAGCUACUGGUGGCUUGUGCGAAUUGUAAAGGAUGGCAGUAUAGGGUACUUGCCUGCUGAGCAUAUUGAGACACCCACGGAAAGACUUGCAAGAUUAAACAAGCAUAGAAAUGUUGAUCUAUCAGCAACGAUGCUUGGGGAUAAUUCAGAAAAAUCGAAGAAUCCACUGAAGAAAGCAAUGCGUCGCAGAAACGCGAAAACCGUUACAUUUACUUCUCCUACUUACAUUGAAGCAUCCGAUGUCGAUUAUUCGACCGACGAUGACCUGGAUGAUGGAGACUCUCUUAGCGAUGGAGACAUGUUGCGUGAAGAUGAUGAUAUCCGGGAAGACCAAAACGACGACAUUGUCGUCGAACCUCUGAGGCCAAAGCCAAAUCGCGACAGGGUCUCUGAUGAGUCGGAAAUUGUGGACGAGCUUCAUCAGUCUGGUUCUAUCAGUCCUGAGAAGCAACGUUCGAGUCAAGAGAUAUCAGAUGCAACAAACGAGAGUACCAUCAGCAGGUCUCGAAACGGAACCGUGAGGAAUACGGAUUCCUUUUUCAAAGACGACACUGUUGAGACCAAGAAAAUAUCUCUAACACCUAACCUGCUUCGUGAUGAAGUGAACAACAGCAACGUUACGACUGAGACUAAGGAGGGUCGCGGAAGCCUUGAAAACUUUGAUAAAGCUUUAGGCUUAAAUGACAAAGGUAAAGAAGAUAAGAAGAGAAAAGACAAGAAGCCAGGCAUGCUCAGUGGGCUCUUCAAAAGGAAGGAUAAGAAAACUAAGUCAAAUGAAGACGAUGCCGAGGAACCCGAAAAGAUUUCAGGAGAAUUAUCUCGAACCUCGCCAACACCGAAGACGUCCUCUGAGUCCGUUUCAUCCCCAGAGUCCCGGCCGUCUAAAAUCACACCGGCACAAAAGCAGGCGAGUAAGCUACAGAAGCCAACCUCGAUCAUUACUUCUCCCUCCAAGCAAGAACCACAGCAGGGAACCGUUGUCUCUCAGCCCAGCCUGGGUGGCGAGGAUGCGCUUCUCAAGGUCAAACAGAAGUCGGAUACAAUUCGACAAGUUUUGGCUGACGACGAUGACGUUUUACCUCCAUCCCCAGGUCCCAUAGUUCCUGUGAACAUGGAGGAAGUCAUAACUCCUCCUGUUGACAACACAACCUCUUUCACCAGUCGUAGUCCUAGCAAGACUGACGAUCUGAAUGCUUCAAUCGAGUCUCCAGAAUCACCUCCUGAGCCGAGGCAGAGCCCGUAUGACCGAAUGGUGAACCUUCAACCUUCUGUGUCAUCCCCACCACAAAGAUCCCCCCAGAAACAGCAAAAUGAGUAUCACGACCGGACUGUAGAAUCUCCUGUGAGUGUGUCGCCCAUGGAGACGAGUGCUCCACUCGGCCUUGGGCCGACUCUGUCCUCUCCAAGAGACCAGUCUGCGUCCCCGAUCUCGCCGCCAUUCUCUCCAAAUGACGACAAAACUGCCGGUUCAUUGAGUCCUCCACUGGACGUGAUCUCUCCUGAUACCCACACGUGGAGCGACGCUAGCUUGAGGUCAUAUCUUGACGAUGAGAACGAUAUCCGUGACCUGUACAUCAUUGUGCAUGACAACUCCAACAUUCCACCUGCCGGUCCGGAACAUCCAAUUACAGGCAGUCUGUUCAAGGAAGAGAGCAGAAGAAUCAAGGAAAUGGGUAGCCAGUUAGAUCUGAUGCUCGCUGACUGGGUCGGUCGGCGGGCACGAACUGCAUCUGCAACGAGGUCGGCAAGCAUUGCAUCUUCAUGA
Messenger RNA from Aspergillus clavatus NRRL 1, 2250 nucleotides. Its product is annotated as putative SH3 domain protein. Lineage: Eukaryota; Fungi; Ascomycota; Eurotiomycetes; Eurotiales; Aspergillaceae. The transcript has 7 exons. Gene Ontology annotation, cellular component: microtubule cytoskeleton; cell tip. Bases 1 to 2250 code for a protein of 749 amino acids. The record is from RefSeq and is a predicted model, not a curated record. Gene Ontology annotation, biological process: establishment or maintenance of actin cytoskeleton polarity. Gene Ontology annotation, molecular function: protein binding.